UUAUUAUUAUUGUUAGUCACACACCUGCUAGUAUAUAGUAUUUGUAUAUCCAAUAAUCAAAUUAUUAAAAGGUCCGCAGCACAUUCAUCCUUGCUACGACGUCGUUAGGAGCUUCCAGUCACCUCUCCCAAUUCCAAUCUGCAAAAUGAACGCUUGCAAAACCCUAAUCCGCACUCCCUUAUCAUGCCUGGAAUUCCGAGCUCGAAGCCGAGAUUCAGCUGCCCUACGCAGCUUUUCAUCUUCUUCUCCAAUUUCUUCAGGUCGAAAAUUCAAAUCCCACAAGCCAUUUUCCAUUUCGAGAAGCUUCAGCUCUGCAAAUGCAGUUGUUCCAUUAGAAAUUCCGGAUAGCACAGAGGAAAACGCACCUCAAGAUUCAAAAAAAGACACCGUGCAAGAGCUGCUUUCGAAAGACAGGGACGACAUCUCGAGACUGAUGAAAAUGGAGCGCAUUUCGAGUCAGGGCAGCGAGUCGAAGAAGAGGGGCCGUUGGUUUCCGUAUUUUGAUAGAUAUAAAGCAACCAACGAGUAUUUGAGCAGCGGUGAGGUUUUGCAGGCAAUCGACCCGUAUCUAAUGGACUUGAGAAAGGAAAGGUUUAGGACUGUGGUGAAUAACCGGACCUAUUCGGUGUGUUUGGUGGUUGAGGGUUUAAGUGAUUUCGGUAAUGUUUCGGCUGCUUUCCGGUCGGCUGAUGCGCUCGGGAUACAGUCUGUUCAUGUCGUGUCGUGUGACAGCUCAAGAAGGUACAAAGACAAUCGCCAUGUCAGCAUGGGAGCCGAGAAGUGGUUGGAUAUCGAAAUUUGGUCUUCUGUCAAAGAGUGCUUCGAGAAUCUGAAAGCACGCGGCUAUAGAAUUGCUACGACCCAUCUGGGGACAAAUGCAGUCUCGGUUUACAACGUUGACUGGUCAUGCCCUACUGCAAUUGUAGUUGGGAAUGAACUUAGGGGAAUAAGUGAGGAUGCUCUUAAGCUUUCGGAUUUGCAUUGUAAUAUACCAAUGAGAGGAAUGGUUGACUCGUUUAAUGUUUCAGUAGCUGCAGGCCUUGUUAUGCACCAAGCUGUGUGUGACAGGACUUCGCGCAUGGGUUGUCAUGGGGAUCUAACCGAACCCGAGCGCCAGAUUCUCUUGGCAGAGUUUUAUCUCCGCCACAACUUAAACGCCAUAAGGAUUGCCGAUGAAUUUUCCAAGAGGAAGUUAGCCACAGCAACUUAAAAACCCGUAAAAGCACAGCAAAAUCCAUGUUUGCCUUUGAAAAUCGACCAGAGAAUGCGUGUUACCAAUUUGGAAACUGUCACAUUUUAAUAUGUUUGGGAUGUCGAUUUCAAGUCUAGCCUUGCUAUGAGAGCCUCGGCCAAAAAGGAAAUCCCAUCACAUUCGGGGAAAAAGAAUAGCAGUCAUCGUUCGUAACCCCUUCUGUGAGAUUNCAUUACUAGAAAAAAAAAAAAAAGAAAAAA
Messenger RNA from Striga asiatica, 1452 nucleotides. NCBI's taxonomy places the organism in Eukaryota, Viridiplantae, Streptophyta, Magnoliopsida, Lamiales, Orobanchaceae. The record is from the annotation of a GenBank genome assembly.